AUGACAGCAAGAGCGGAAAUCGAGCACCGACUUCAGCACUACAAAAAAAGGAGUCAGUCCUUCAUGAGCACAAGCGACAAAUGCAAGGCGAGUUUUUCCUUUCCGAAUCUCUUUUUUUCAAUUUUUCGGAGUUUCAGGACAUAACAGAUGGAAGCUCCACAUAUUAUGACGCUGAAGCGACGAAAAACGAGUUAAAAGCAAAAAGUCGUCGACAAAAAUCUUCGAGUGUGUGUGUAGCCACUAUCCAGAUGGUUGGUACCUUCUCAAUAAAAAGCUCGAAUGAAUGUUUUACGAUACUAGGAGAACGAGAAAAAACGGCCGCCAAGGACGAUGAACGACUUCAAGUUCCUCAAUCCCGAAGUUUUAACCAUGCAAAACUAUGAAGUUCAAAGAAUACGGUGAAAAGUUUUGAGUUGAGAUUUAUUGGAUACGGUUCAGUCUGCCAGCUCUCUCCACUUCCGAAGUCUUUCACGAGCCUCCGCAAAUGUACGUCUACACAACAAUGCCCUUGAAAGGAGGAGCAGGUACGAAGAAAUCAUUAAGAAAACCUUAAAAAGAACUCCGAUUAAUUAUUAAAUCUUUUAACUGGAAACUUUAAAAAAAAGAGAAUGAUGCCCAUUAUCCUCGCAGUCAAAAAUGGAAAGGCUCUAGUUGGAAAAAAAAAAUUGAGGUUUGAAAAGAUACAAAAGUUCUUCUAGUAGAGAAUCCCUUCCGAGUUUCUAGAUGGCAGUAAAGUUGAAAUACAAAGGAAACGCUUCGUUUGACUUUUAGGUAACUUCAUAAAUUGAGGAAAAUAAUAGAGUCCUUCCAAAAUGAACCUAUCUUAUGGAAUACCUUCAAAAUAAAAAAAUGAAGCAGAGAGAAAUGUUGGAAAUUCAGUAUUCAAGCGAGAAAAAAAGGAGAAAGCCGUCUGGGGGGCGUGGAUGAGGAAGAACAAGCACUCAGUCCGGGCCUACACACUCGGCGGCCUUUCCGUAAUAAUCAUCGUCAUAUUUCUCAUUUUAGAAGCAACUGUCUUGAGAUAA
This is a messenger RNA of Caenorhabditis auriculariae, 1025 nucleotides long. Lineage: Eukaryota; Metazoa; Nematoda; Chromadorea; Rhabditida; Rhabditidae. The record is from the annotation of a GenBank genome assembly.